AUGAAUGUGAAUAGGAACACCAACUACAAUUACAAUUGGAAUCACAACAAUUUCUGUGACUUCUCGGGGAAAUUCAGAGACCAUGUUACUGUUUAUGCUAAUCCUCCUUGCAUUGCACCUGCUUUUAAAAGGAGAAAAUUUAGUGUGGAUACUUGGGGAGAUGGUGGGAGACACUAUCCUCAGUACAAUGCAUAUGAAUCCGCUGAUCUAUCAACUUACAACAAUUCAGUCCCUCUGCCUACAAGAUCCAAUGCUGAGGUCUCUACAUCUACAAGUUGCAAACGUGAUCGCUCAAAACUGGAAGAAGAUGAACCAGUAUUUUUUUCAAAGGAUGAGAUUGAGAGACACUCCCCGUCAAGAAAAGAUGGAAUUGAUGCACUACGUGAAACACAUCUACGGUAUUCUUAUUGUGCCUUCCUUCAGAAUCUUGGGCUGCGGCUGGAAUUGCCGCAAACUACUAUUGGCACUGCCAUGGUUUUGUGCCACCGGUUUUUUGUUCGACGAUCGCAUGCUUGCCACAAUAGAUUUUUAAUUGCAGUUGCUGCACUUUUUCUCGCUGCAAAGUCUGAGGAGACGCCGCGUCCUUUGAACAAUGUAGUGAGAGUCUCUUGUGAGAUUUUCCACAAGCAGGAUAUUACUUUCUUGUCGUACCUGCUCCCUGUUGACUGGUUUGAACAGUACCGGGAGCGAGUGAUUGAGGCUGAGCAAAUGAUUCUGACUACACUAAAUUUUGAACUCAAUGUGCAGCAUCCAUAUGGUCCUCUUACAUCCAUCCUUAGCAAAUUAGGUCUUUCACAAACUGUGUUGGUGAAUCUGGCGCUAAACUUGGUCAGUGAAGGGGUCUACACAAGAUUAACGUGCUCACCUUUUCAGUCUGAUACUUUGGCUGUUUCAAAGACAACUAAAUUGGGAAUAACUGCGACUUUUGUUGUGCACUUGCUUCGGAGCUCCUUGUGGCUUCAGUUUAAGCCCCAUCACAUUGCUGCUGGUGCUGCCUAUCUUGCUGCCAAGUUCCUAAAUUUUGAUCUUGCUUUUUACCAGAAUAUCUGGCAGGAGUUUGAAACAACACCAGCUAUUCUCCAAGAUGUAUCGCAGCAGCUGAUGGAGCUCUUCUAG
Messenger RNA from Dovyalis caffra, 1116 nucleotides. The record is from the annotation of a GenBank genome assembly. Lineage: Eukaryota; Viridiplantae; Streptophyta; Magnoliopsida; Malpighiales; Salicaceae.